AUCGAACUCGAAACUGGGUCGCGACCGUUCGAUCAGCACCGGCGACAGUCAGCCUCGAUGCGCCCGGUCAGGGUUUUUCGGUGUUUUCCACGCUGCCUGUGGAGAUCUCGAAAUUCAUGCCGCGACUUUUAACGCGUGGGCACACACACAUUCACCGCCUCGCCUAACAACACGCGACAGCUCUCAACUCUAACCCUUUUAUUCCGCGACGGCGCUUUGAAGUGCCGCGACGAUAAUGAGCGAGGCACACAUAGAGCUAGCUGAUAACUGUAGCUAAAUAAUACUCGCGCGAGUGCAAAUAGGACGCGCGCAGCGUAUUCUACUUGUGUCCGCGAGUAUUGACUCGGCACGGUCCUUGAUACUUCUGUAAAAUAGCGGCGAUUCCGAGAAGUGGACUCAAUAGUCACAAAGGGACUAUACGCGGAUCGAGCGCCGCAUGGUCGACGACUCUCAGUCUUGCGGUAUGUAAGAGCUCCUCCUAGUUUCAGAAGUCGACUGUGUGAGCUAUGUAGAGGAGAGAGAAUAAAGUUUUCAACGUUGAAAGCGUCAAUUUCAUUUUGCCAUUGUUGUACGAUGCGUAACCGAGCACGAAGCUCUAUUCUUCCUCAUUUCACGCUAUCUUUCGGACGAUCUACUUUCGCGCGGGCCUAUCUUCAAAUCGGAAAAGAUGCCGCGGGCGGAGAGCGCGCAGCGCGUUAGUUGUUUUUCCGCGUCUAAUUAAAGGUAUCCUCGGGACGCGCGCCGGAUAUACGGUUUGCGUAGUCGCGACCGCAGCUGGCCCCGUAUGCUAAUUAAUCUUCCGAGGUUAGAACAGCUCGCUCUAACGGUGCUGGAGCGCAGACGGCGCGGCGCGUUAGUCUCUGGAUUAUGAGUCUGGCAAAUUGAAAGACGAGAGAGAGAGAGAGAGAGAGAGAGAGAGUCUCCAUGAACUAUUCCUGCGAAAUGCGACAAAUGGUGUGUAGGGGUUGGCGUGCAUCUAAAUCACUCUCGCGAGCCCUCGAUACGCAGAAACGAGUCGCCGCACGCGGAUGUAGAACCCGUUCGCGCUAAAUACACUGGCAAUUACAAUUGACCGACAUCCUGCCCAUCCACUAUUGGGAGAUCAAAGUGCCGCGCUCGCUUCCGUAUUAUUCGCGGAAUCGCGGACGCCAUAGAACGCGAGUUCGCGUGCCGUUGUUAUCAGCGUAACAUUUAUCGCACAGUGUCGUCGGAGCGACGCAUACGCUAUCGUUCGCCGAAUCGUUUGAACGCGGCUCUGGUGAACCUCUCCUCGCGACAAUUCACGCGCGAACGCGCGAAAGCGCGGUGGAAAUAGUUCCUUGGCCGUGCAGGUGUCGGAUCUCUCUGUCAUCGGAGCCGUUUGCUUCGCAAAGUCGCGCGGAGUGGAUGUGCGAAUAGCAUUAACCCAUUGAGGCUGCAUAAUGAGUCGGACUCGUGACGCAUACUUAAGUCCAAAUAUGGAAAUGAGUCAGGCUCAUUGUGACUUUUUGCGAGAGAAUAGAUAGAUAGCUCACAAAGAAUUUUCACUUUGAAUAUUGUCAUGUUUGUGUAUGCAACAAAUAUUGUAACAAAUUAAUAUGAUAUUGUUAAAUUUAUAUAAUAUUUUAUAUAGGUAAUUAUUAUAUUUAUUUAAAAUAUUAUUAUAUAUAAUUCAUCAAUUUAAAAAAAAGUGGUUAUCUUCAACAGAGAAUAUUGUCUUAAUAAUAGCCUUAAAAUUUAUUCAUCACAAAUUGCAGAAAGGUUUAUAUUGUCGUGUAAAGAAACUCAAAUGAAGAAUUAAUUUUCUUUAUUAAGAAUAUUAUGGAAUUUAUCGAAGAAAAUGUUGAUUCGACUCUAUGUGUCUAGUAAGCAAAUCAAUUUUUUGUUCAAAUUUUCUUGAUUGAAAUGCUAAACUACCAAAGGAUUCAGAAUGUACUUUGAAUAAAUUUAAUGGACUUAUGACGAAUUUCUGAUAGAUUUGCGUAUAUAUAAACUUAUGAAAUACUUGAAAUAUUUAUCUGAAUGUACGGUAUAUAUUUUUCUGUGUGUACAACUUCAGUAUAGUCCAGCUUUACAAAAACAUUAUAAAAAGAAAUACAAUAUUGACAAUAAUUGACAAUAAUUAUUACUAUAACGUUUCUUUCGCGUAUGAUCAUAUCUUAAAAAAAAAUAUUACGUCGCAUGUAAAGCUACAUAAUGCGGAAACAGAUACGGUCUCAUUGGGUUAAUGGCGCGAUACAUAUAUUCUCGCGUGACGCGUCUGGCGAACGUCUCACUCGGUGUCCUCCUCUGUGCUUCUGCCCGCGAACAAGAGAGUUCGCGCACUAGUUACUAGAGGAGGAAGAACUCGACGAACGAGUAGCUAGUCGAGUCGGUGAAACAUGUCCGUUCGACGGGGAUAGUCGCGUUUGUCCACGAAAUUUAGGUCGAGCCGUGCCCGCCAGCGAAACUCCGUAGGUUUCCUUCGAGGAGCUCACCGCCGCCUCUUCCGUCUUCUCGAAAGGACCUGCUCUCUUCGCCGGUCGUCGCCCACUCGGCCGGCCGGAUAAUUCGCGUUUCGGCACGUGCAAAUGUCGCGGUCCUGUCGCUCCUCACGGCGACGAGAGAAAGCGAUUGUCUUCGAGAUAUGCGCGUAACACUUUCGGCAGGAACCGCGACACCUUCGCAAUUGCGCGACAUCUUCGCAGAGCGCAUUUGCGUGGACGCGGUUUGCAAGGAUCCAAAUAGGAUAAACCAUCCAAUUAUGGACAACCUUAGUCAUUAACAGUCCAGAAAAUAAUUCAAGUUUUCCUAUGAUCAACAUUGUAGUUAAACUUUUUAUUUUUGCACUUUACGAGUGCAAAAGAGAACUUGUCAAUUCGUGUUUAAUAGGGUGCGGUCCAACAAACGCUGCGCAGCGUUUCUCCCUCUUGUUCUAUUCCUCGGAUUCGAAUGAAGAAAGAGAAAGAAGUAAAGACGCUACAAAGCAUUUGCAGCGCCCGCUGGACCAUAGUCGUUACUUGAAACUUGCCUCAAGUGAAUCCCAGGAAUGCUCAGAUCUAAAUUUUGAGUUAGAUGUGAAUUUCGACUGAAUCGCGACUACGAAGGUAUAUGGGCGAGAAAAUUACAUGAUUUAAAUAAAAAAUCCAACUCUAAAUUCAGAUUGGAGCACUUCACGUGGAGCAAAGUUCAAGUAACGAUUAUUAAUACCGGUUUGAAACUGUGAACGUCGCUAGGUUCAAAAACAUCAGUGACUAAGGAGGUUUAAUAAUUGGAUAUUUUCUCUAUUUUAUUUUGCGGUGGAUAAUUCGUGACUACGUUUCGGCAGAUGUGAUGAUUCUCGCGAUGGAAAGAGAGAAAGCGAUUAUUUUUCGAAAUACACGAUGCUUUCGAGCAAAAAUCACUGACUAAGGCCCGUUAAUAGUUAUUGCUUGAAAUUCGUCUCAAAUGAGGUACUCAAAUUCUAAUUCAGAGUUAGAUGAGAGAUUUACAGUUGAAUCAUGGUUUAAAAUACAAAUGUCACAUGUAUCAUAAUUCAACCGAAAAACUUGGAUGUGACUCUGAACAAAAAUUGGGGUAUCUCACUGGAGACAAAUUUUCUAAGUAAUGACUAUUAAUACGUAUCUGAGGACCAAUAAGUUAUUUGAAAUUCACCUCAAGUGAGAUUCUCGGACCCAGAGAUAAGAAUUAGAUAAGAGUUUUUCAGUAGAAUCGUGCGCUUACAAAUACAAAUGUAACAUAUGUUACAAUUCGACUGCAGAACUUGAAUCUAACUCUGAAUAAAAAUCUGAAUAUUUAACAUAAAUCAGAUCUCCGCUGACAAGUAUUAAUACACGUUUAAGAGUGCCUGAGUGCAGACAGGCGGUUUGCAAAAAAAGUCCUUUUUAUGAUAUGCAUAUCGCGAAUACACGUGUGCCGCGGCUCUACAUGCCCCGGUGACAUUACGUGGUUCCGCGGAUCGCUCGUUACGUAUUCAAAUUAUUUCCACGGAAUCAGUUAUCGUCAGCGGAACUGAAAGUAUAGAGCCCGCGAGCUCGAUACGUGCGGUAGCUCCCGCACGUUCAUUCCGUUCACCGAGCUUAUCGACGAGAUCGCGGCACUCAGCCCUAAGCAUCGAUCACCGUUUGCUGCACGAGCUCACUCAAGGUAUAUCCUGACGUCAUCUGUGUGUGACGCCGGCAGGAAAUAGAGCCGGCCGUCGGGUAUAAUUCAGUAAAAAGUGUCGAACGAAUCGCGAAUUGUCAUCAAGUCGCUCGAUCCGCGCGCGUACGAAAGAACGAGAUUAAUAAACUAGAUGCCGCGUUUCGCUCUUGUAUUCGCUCGAUAAUCUUCGUGUACCGCGCCAUCGAGCAAUCUUGCAUAAUCGACAGACACGAGCUGAAUUCAGAAUGGCAACAACGAGCCGGAGCUUUCCUCCCCGCGAUAUUUAAUAAGCGCCUUCGCCUUGACGGCGAUAAAUACACCGAGUGGUAAUAACGACUGCGUAAUGACGACUGCAUCAUCGACAAUGAUUGCUGACUCCGCGGCGGAGUCACUAAUUCCGUGCAUUAAAAAAAAAGAAGUUUGCGGCGAGAGACUGCUUGGUAAUUCACGCUCUUUUAACGAUGUUUUUCUAUGCAAUUAGACGUGGCGCGGCGCGAAGAGCCAAGACACCAGGUGUCUCGUGCCCGAACCCGAUAUCGUCGCGACGACAUUCGGCGGAGUCAGCGGAUCGUGUCGCGUCUCUCCCGCGCUCGUCACCGCGACCAAAGAGACGACGUAUUAGGAGCGCACCGUGCCUAAACUCGCGAAAGUGCCGCGCACGCUCGCGUAUAUAAUUUCGCCGCCGCCGCCGCGCGCGCGCGACCGGUUGUCGAUCAAGCGCUUUCGUAAGAAACACCUGCGAGUCAUUAUCCCUCGCCUACCUUGGCUUUCCCCCGGCCGAUUCGAUUUGCCCGCGCAAAAAAGGCCGCGCGCUCGCCGCUCUAAGCGAUGAAUGGAUGAUUGUCGCGCUGGCGGGCGGACUGCACGCGAAGAAUUCAUUUCGCGAGAAGGAUCUGCUCGAUGACGACGACGAUCGUGGCUCGAACUGCGACCGGGUAGAGCCGACGGGACUUUUCGCCAAUCGUUUACAUCAUGUUUUCGGAGACUGGAGUGAAAGAUGGUUUAUUGCGAUUAUACCGCCUCGGGAAGGUCACUACAGUUCCUCGAGGAUUACAUCGCGAAGGAGGUGCUGCCAUGUUUGGGCGACACACGGGCCUCCACGUCCAUCUGCAGUCUGCAGUCCUCUCUCUUUAGGCAUGAAGCCAGAGACAUCGUCAGACACGCGGUCGGAGCCGGCGAGCAGGAUGCUGUGUUAUUCACAGGUCAAGGCACCGCCGCUGCCCUUCGCACACUUUUACGACAUCUCGAUCUCUCGAAAUCUACCGUGGUCUUUGUGGGCCCGUUCGAGCAUCACGCCAACCUGAGGCCUUGGCGCGAGCUCGAUGUCAAGAUAGUGAGAAUUUCCGAGACCCGGGAGGGCUUCUUAGAUCUGAACGAUCUCGAACGGAGCCUUGCCAGAAUGCGGAGCGAGGGCGUUGCGCAAAUGAUCGGAUGCUUCAGCGCUGCCAGUUGCAUAACGGGGGUUUUGGCAGAUGACGUCGCGACGACCCUCCUGUUGCACCAAUACGGCGCGCUCAGCGUGUGGGAUUACACCACCGCAGCGCCGUACAUCCAGAUUGACAUGAACCCUCACCUGCCCGGCGUCGGCGAGACCGCCGUGCACAAGGACGCGAUCAUCUUCGCGGGCCACAAAUUCAUUGGCGGCGUGCAAUCGCCCGGUAUACUCGUGACCAAACGGUGGCUCCUGCGGGAGGACGUCGAGGCCGAGGACAUGCGGGAUUCCCACCGCUAUCAUCGGGAUCCCGAGCUGCGGGAGGAGAGCGGGACCGGCGGCGUGGUGGAGAGCAUUAGAUGUGGACUGGCGGUGCAGCUGAAGGAGAACGUCACGCCGAGGGCGAUCGUCGCGCGGCAGGAUAAGAUUUCCAGGCAAGUUUUGGCCCACGUGCGCACAAUUCCGGAGCUGAUCUUGCUCGGCAGCUCGUCGCAGAACGUAAAGCGGCUGCCCAUCUUCUCGUUCAUGGUGCGCCAUCCUCGUGGCACGUUCCUCCAUCAUAACUUCGUCUGUGCCGUCUUGAACGACGUCUUUGGCAUUCAGGCGCGAGGAGGAUGCGCGUGCACCGGUCGGUAUGCCCACGAUCUCAUGGGGAUUGACCGGGAACUCGCCAAGGAAUACGAGAACAUCCUUCUCGAAGGACAACGCACGGGGGCGGAGGAGACCACCGCGGAGGGCCUCAGGCCGGGCUUCGCCAGGCUGUCCUUCCCUUAUUUCAUGAGCGAGGCGGAGGUGGCUUUCGUCCUGGAGGCGCUCAAAAUGGUGGCCACCGAGGGUUGGAAACUGUUGCCGCAAUAUGUGCUGAAUCCGGACACCGGUGAAUGGCGGCAUCACACCAACAGCGUCUUCAAGGAGCGCAAGUGGUUGGGCUCGAUCAGAUACACGGACGGCAGGAUGAACGCCUCGGAGAGACGCGCUUCCGGCUCCGGGGUCUUUCCGCAGAACUACGGCGACUGUCUGCAGACCGCACGCAACAUCUUCAACCGUGCCCGCAAAAUGGCACAGCGCUACCCGCUGCAGAUCGACAAGAGCUUCAACUUCGUGUGCGAACGUAUGGAGGCGUUGCGCUGGUUCAUGCUGCCCAGCGAGGCGCAGGAUCUCCUUCUGGGUAACUCGCAGAACGUCAAGCAGGACGUGCCGUUCAACCCGUUGCUGACGUGGAACAGGUACACGGGCACGACGGUCGCGACUUGCCACGACAGUCUGGUGAAUUGUCUGGCGCUCGCCAACGGCAUCCGACGACUGAACAGCGAUAUUCCACGCACCGGUAAUCUGCCGGUCUCGCCGGCUUCGCCCAGACAUCGAAGUUUACCGGUGCUGAGCACCGCCAGACGCACCGCCAUAAUCUCGCGGUCCACAGCGGAGCCGAGUCGUCAGCCGACGACGUCGUCGUCGAGCAACAGCGAGGAGGAGAGCCAGAAUCAAAAUGAGCAUUAUAUGUCCCAUCGAUCACCCGCCACGUGUCCGAAUUCGCCGAUGCCGGUGAGAUUCGCGGUAGGCGAGGCUGUGACUACCUCGAUGCUGAGUUCGAUAUCGCGCACGGUCGUCCGACCGACGAAGGAGCAGAGAGAGCUGAUGGACGCGGCGAAUGCCGGUCGCGCGAGAUGCAAUUCCCUCGGAAGCACCACCGACGGAUGCAACGCGCCAGGGAAUCGUGUCGGCACCACGUCCGCUUCCUCGCCGAUCCCGCCGCUCCCUCUGAGUCCGCAGACUUUGACCAGUUUGGGUCUGAGCGCGACGAACGGCUCGUCGAGGCAUAAACGCCUGCACUGCAGCUGCAGCAGCCAGACGGAGCUCAACUCCUUGGAAUUGGACUCCGCCGCCAGUCCGAGUCAUUCGAUUUCUUCUUUGAACUGUCACAAUCCGGCGUCACCGCCGUCGUCGUACUCGUCGACCAGCGAUUACACCGAGCGACUGGUAGGCGGUGGCAGAUCGUCGCCCAUCUCGACGACUGCUGGUCAAAGAUCCGAGGACGAUCUUAGCGCGUAUGUGAAGGAGGUGACGAAGGAAUUAGCCACGGAGAUCAAGUCGGAGAUACGCGAGGUUAUUUCUAAGGUCGACGACGCCCUGUCGGAGACGAAUACAUCGGAAAGCACGCCGCAGCAUCAUUCGCGAGCACACAACACGAUCAAUCAGACGUACGUGGAGGACAAGCAGAUGAGGCACGACUCGUUCACAGCCAGCGACAUCGCCGAGUACCUGAUGGAAUUCUCCAAGGAGAUGGCGAGCGAAGUGAAAUCCGAGAUAAGGUGCAUGGUGAACGCGGUUGACGGGCUCCACAGGUACUCACCGGACGCGUCCACGUCGGACGUCUCCUCGAAUGGGUGCGGCUCGCCUGAUCGUGGAAGAAUCGUACUUCCUUCAGCGACGUCGCCGCGUUUCUCGAGCGCGAGAAAGAGCGGUCCGAUUGAGAUCACCAGUAAGGUCGGCGAGCUGUCGCAGCAAGAGAGCAAGAUGUCCAGCGAGUGCUCGUCGGACGAGACAGUGAUCUACGUGAUGAAGCCGUCCGAGAACGACCAAGUGGUUCGUGGUCGGUCCAAGGCCGAGGACGAGGAAGUGGAGAACGACGUGGACGACUACGUGGACGACGAUUCGCAGGAAGGACGCGGUGGUCUCGACAUCAGCGACGCUCGCAAGGUCUUACCGAAGAUCUACUCCGCCGUGAACUCGGUCAGCUCUCAAGACAGCGGCAUUAACUUGUCCUUCCACGAAAGCGAUAAAUCGAUAGACUCGUUGGACCUGAAACGCAGCAGUAGUGCAGAGUCCAACUCCACCAAUAGCCACGGACGAAAACCGCGGACGACGUCGAUGGUGAGUCUGUCGAGUAAGAACGGCGGCAAACAGCACGCGCGUCAGAAUGACAAUCUCUCGGAGGAUGAGGAGUGCACAGGUGAUCUGAGGGAAGAGGAGGGCGACGGUCAGGAGGACAAGUCCGAGGAUGGGGAUUCCAGACUCGAGUUCCCGCGGACUCAAUGGCACUGUCCGCCGAAGAACAUCUGGAAGCCGUCGGUGGAGGCUAUGCAGGAAUUCGACAUGAUUCGCGACAACGACAGGGUGCUAGUCUGUUUGUCGGCGAACGGCAAGGACUCGCUCUCCUUGUUGCAUACUCUGCAUCAGUACAGAUUCUACGCUAGGUCCAAAGGGAUCGACUUCGAGAUCGGUGCGGCGACAGUUGAUGCGAGCGGCGCCGACCCGUUGGAGCUGAUGAGCUACCUGAAAGCCCUGGACGUGCCGUAUUUCUACGAGGAGCAAGUGACGGACUCGAGUGGCGCCAACGCCGACAACAAUCUGCUGGACGCCAGCGUCGCUAGCGGAGCGUGCAGCUUCUGCGAUAGGUCGGUGAGGACGCAGCUGUACUCCUUGGCGAAACGGAACGGCUACAAUCUGUUAGCGCUUGGUCAACACCUGGACGAUUUUACGGAGAGUUUCCUCAUCUCGGUGUUCCACGGCGGCAUGCUGAAGACCAUGAAGGCGCAUUACUAUAUACGUCGCGAGGAUCUCAGAGUCAUCAGACCUUUCAUCUACGUGCGAGAAAAAUCGUUGAAGCAGUUCGCUGAGGGCAAGAAACUCAGGGUCUCGCAGGAAUCACGAUCGCCGCAUUUGUCCGAGAAGCAGAACAGAAGGAAGGAGCUGAUGCUGCAGCAGGAACGCGCGUACCCCCGACUGCACUGGUCCGUCCGCACCGCUCUGCGUCCUCUGAUCACCGCGCACGGGCAGGUCACCGACUUCGACUUCGGCAACGGCAGCAAUCUCGCCAACAGCCCGAGCAGCACCAGCAGCAGCAUAAGCAGCAGCUGCAGCAGCACCAGCGGCAGCAGCGUCGGCGGCGGUAACGGCAGCGGUGGCAGCACCGGCAGUAGCAACCAGCAGAAGCGGCAUCGGAGGACCAAGACGAACUCCCUCGCGACCACCUCGUCGUCCCAGCAAACCGACGAGAACGACGAGACGGACGAGGAGCCCGUGCUCUGAGGAGGGCCCAUCGCGAGAUGGGAUCACGAUCGCCCCGUGAUCUCAUCCUCGCGCCUCCGUCGUAGAUGCCCGACGUCGACGUUCGCCCUCGUCAGGAGGAGACGGCUACGCUUCGCGGCCACGGUCGCCGCCGCCAAAGCCAACGACCAACGAUCGCGCACCGAGCACGGCAAUUGAACGACGUCCGAUUUCGACGGAGGGACUUUUCAUCUCUCUUUCGUUUCCUACACUAGAGGGACUUUAACUUCGAUGAUUGAAGCACAUAUACACUGAAUAUCUGCAUACAGCGCAUAGUACUCACGUGGAAUCGCUUGCGUUUCUGAAAGUUACUCGCGUGUGCACCUCUCGCUUGUUGCGCGACAUCCUCGCGCGACUCUCGCGAGUUUUCGGAAAGACACGAGGCUGUUCUCCGACACAGAGUCGUGCAGAACGGAAGAUCCGCCGCAGAUCUCUCGUGGAAGACAUUCUCAGCUGAAGGAUCGUUUUUCCCCAAAAACGUCGGCGCGAAACCAAACGCGCGGCAGACUCCCGAGACGGUUGUUCGAGAAGUAAAGACAAGGACUAUCAUUGCGAGUUGAUCUGGGACGGGAGUAGCCGUUCUGUGUAAUUUCACCGACGUUGCGGGAGGAAUAGUCGCGGAUACAAAAGAUACGCAGAAUGCUAAUCGCUGAUUAAGCGACUAUAAACCAAGGCAGCGUUCGGAAUCACGUCUACUUUCCAAGCGAUUUUCGAGGUCCAUGCCUACUUUCUUCUCUUUACCUUUUCUGCUCAGCCGUCGAAUCUUGUGGCUGACUGUUGCGGCGUUUGGCCUCGGGAUUGUCAACUUCAUAAAACCUACGGGGCUUUCCCUAAUUUUUGAAAAAUCCUUAUUGAAACUAUAGUAUUCUAUAGUUGUAAUUACAAUACAGAUAUGUGUUGGUAGACUACAAUAGAAAAAUAUAAUAUCAAAUAUAAAUAACACGCGUAACGAGAGCUUUUCACAAAAUUGGGGAGACUCCAAUAGGUUUAAUAAAGUCGACGGCUCUAAGACUGAACGCAGAGACCGUCAAUCGCGCGGCUGACAGGCGAGCAGGAGAGGAAAGAGGAAGAGAGUAAAUCUAGAUCUCGAAAAUCACCUCGGAAAAGUGGACAUAAUGCCGAGGACUGAUCUAAGGACAAUGUAAGCAUAAGUUUUUCGUGUUUACGACGAGGUAAGAACGCUUUCUUGCGGACAGUCGGGCGUAUCGGCAGCUGUGACUCGGCGAUUGUGACUGCUGCACGCCGCAGCGAUACGACACAAUGCUCUGAUCGAUGGACGAGCCGCACAACGGCACAUCCUGAGCUGCAUUGUCACGUCGAUCGCGCGUCGUGGCCGGCGCGACGGCGCGCGUGUAUGAUUAAGGGUCGCGAUAACGCUUCAGAGACGCGAUAAGCGAUAGCUGCUUAAUACCGAAACCAGAUUAUGUGUUAUGUAUACUGUGCAAAAGAGAAGAAGAGUCAUGCGGUGCGGGGAGACACGAGCGGAGAAUCGCGACCAGGUCAAAGCCUCGACCGCUCUGCAGACGAGAGAUCGAGCCGCGGCGGCACGUAUACCUUUUUUACGCAUAUAUACAUAUUUUUUAUUUGAUAACUCUAACGAUUAAGGUCGUUGAAUCGCGACCGUCAAAGACGCAAAUUUUCUAAGCGAUCAGCCGCAGCUCGAUACGAGUCCCUUUCUAGCGGUGUCCCCGACGAUGGUCCCCUGGCUGCCUCCCCACCGACGAUUGGACUUGACGACGGGCUCAUUUCCUUGCGGUCAGGGAAAUGCAUCCUUUGGAUAGUCCGUCGGGAAAAGGCGCCGAGGAAUCACCAGCCUCGGUGAAUUGACGCCACAUCGUCACGUUAUUCAAUUAAGACUCCUGUGCCCUUGCCGCGAUCUAUCCUGAUUAAUGACGUCGGAAGCGAAAAAACCCAAAAUGCCUUGCAAAGUACGUCAAAAUAAAAGGUUAUGUCCAUAAAACGAUACUUGUGAUCGAUUGAGUAUAUUUAUCAAGUAUUUUGAUAACUUCCCUCUUACUCUAACAAUCAAUAAAUAGCCGUAUAAUUAACAUGAUGAGAAAAGGUAGACCAGUAAGUCGAGAUUGUAUAUCACGUUAAUUUCACGGUUAUUUAUCGAUUGUGAGAGCAAAAGGAAAAGAAUGUUUUAUAAAUGUGACUCAUCCAAGAUUCCAAAACCGAUUCCAAGGGUCACUUUAUGGAUAUAUCCUUUUAUUUCAGCGUAUUGCGCAAGAAUUUUGGGCGUGCAUUUUCUCGCUUCUGACGUCAUCAAUCGACAGUUACGUGACGAGGGACCAGGAGCUUUAACAAGAACGCAUCUAAUGCGAAACUCGAUCGACCGUUUUGUCUCGAUGACACGAAGGGACCACCGAGGGUCGGAGGUUUUGACAAUCAUUGCACCCGCCUGCAUGAACUUCGACCUCAAGAGAAGCACUCGCGCACGCACACGACGCGUAAGGAGUCAAAGCAUACUGGAUACAUACGCUUCUCGCGAAUAAAGCGCGCAUCGAGGCAUCGGAAACUGCCUAAGCAUUUCCAAACAACGCGAGAAUUUAUCGGAAGACAUCCCGGAGAAAAAAGGAGAAAGAAAAGAAUGACUAAAGCCUGAUCUACAAUAUGCUCUUUGCUUUCUGCUUUUUUUUCUCUUUCUGAUUUAGACCUUAAAGUCUAAUUCGCAACGUGCUCUUUGCUUCCUGUUUCUUUUUCUUCGUCUCUUUCUGAAUUACGUCAUAUGCCUUAAUCCAGAGAAAGAUAGAGAACAAGAAGCAGAAAAUAAAGAACACAUUGUGGAUCAAGUUUUAAUCUUUAGACAGAAAAAAUAGAGAACAAGAAUCAGGAAGCAAAGAGCAAGAGAUCGGGCUUAAACGCCGCCCGAGGAAUCGCAAUGUCUCGUUUUCCGGCUUAUCGUUGCGAUAAAUACGAGAGAAGCUCGCGUCAUUAAAGCUCGAUAUGUGUAAAGCUUCAUUAAGAGGGUCAAGUUCUUUGUAUAUAUCGAAAAAAUGUUUCGACGAUGGUCUUCGAUGCGCGCUUUAGACUGCAAAACGAAGGCUCCUUUCUCUCGACUGGUGUCGCUGCUAAUGCGACAGCGCGCAAGAAAACCGCGCUCUCCUUUCGCCACGACGUUGUUUAUCCGCGCCGCGAUCAAUAAAUUAAUAAAUUAAGUCUCGAUGCAAGAAAAUAAUGGCGACCGAGUGAUGGACGAGUCGUCGAUAAGAGGGCCGGGUCGCAUCGGCGGUUUACUUAAUCGCGUAAUAACGUGAUAGAUCGCGUCGCGCGACACGAAGUAGGUCGGUAGAGAACGCAUCGGUCGGAUGACGCGCUGAGUCCUCGCCGGGGAACUAAAUUUUGCAUCCACUUCCAAGGAUGUACUGAAUUUACCCCGCCGACGUAUUGACGACGGCGUAUCGGACCUGAGCCCGAUUGCAUCGAUACUCCGAGUUGACGCUGCUCUCAAGUGAAGGAUUCCUCUUCUGAACCGAUCCUCUUCUAAAUCGCAGCUCCGUCCCCGUCUCCAUGACGAGAGCGAGGGCAAAUUAGAUCGAUCACCUCGUUAAUCGGUAUCGAUGCAACGCGGGGCUUCGCUCGCGUAAUGGAACGUGUAAUGCUGCAUACACAGAAGGAGAGAGAGAGAGACAGCAUUUCUGUGAGGAUUAUGUCGUAAGAAGCGACGAGACGCGUCGGGGAGAUAACGGAUAAUAGACGUCUAUACUAUACGGAGAGACAACGCGGACAAUUGGACCACGUGGACGCCAGUCGAGGGGACGAGCCGGAUGGCAUGAGGUAACUUAAGAGAGGACGUUCCAAACAAACCAAAAGUCGAGGAUUUUUGCGUAAUUGGACGUCCGAGAAAAAUAAAAGAAAACGAAAAAAGAUGUGAGCCCAGACACGGGCAUCGCUAUGUCGAUUACGACGAUACUUAAUAGCAGUGGUCUUAUGUUGUUCAUCUUUUCUCUCAUGUUCGGCUGUUGUACGCUCGCUAAUCGUGUUAGGAUUAAGUAAGUUAAGACUUGUACGUAGAUCGCAUGUGGAAACAAAAAAAAAAGAAGAAGAAAACAAACAAACAAACAACGUACGCAACGUAAACGAUGAUCUUAUGAUAAGGAUACGCACGUGUGUCGUUCGUGUCGUACUGAUUUUUUAAAAAGUGUUCGUUCGUUCAUUCGUUCGUUCGCUCGUCCGUUCGUUCGUUCGUUCGUUCGUUCGUUCGUUCAUCGUUAAUCGAGCGCGUGAAAAGCUGGAAUUAACCAACCAAAUGAUAAGCGAGGAGGAAGUCUUGAUCUAUACGAAUCUUUGCGCGAGAAUAGAUAUUAUCAUAUUUUCCGAGAGUUACGAAAGGGACAUUGUUACUGUAAAGAUAUGUAAGUUUAUUUAUCGCUAAUAAAAAUGAACGUUUAAGAAAAAAAAAGGAAGAAAUACA
Odontomachus brunneus is the source of this 13994-nucleotide messenger RNA. RefSeq lists its product as uncharacterized. Lineage: Eukaryota; Metazoa; Arthropoda; Insecta; Hymenoptera; Formicidae. The transcript has 9 exons. Bases 5099 to 9562 code for a protein of 1487 amino acids. The record is from RefSeq and is a predicted model, not a curated record.